AUGGACAUGAAUCAUUUGAUUGGCUUCCCCAGUUACGUGGGCACCCUUCAUGAAAUCAACCCCGAGGCCUCCACCAUCGCCCUUGAGAAUGUCGUAUCAUUUGGCACAGAAGGCCGACGCGGCAAUGUCGACGAAGUUCCUCCUUCUACCGGCAUCUACGAGUACAUUGUGUUCCGCGGGAGCGACGUCAAAGACAUUAGCGUUGCUGAGGAGGAAAAGAAAGACAACGCACAGCCCGAACCUCCUCGGGUGCCUGAUGACCCCGCUAUUUUAGGAGUAAGUCAGAAUCCGUUACCACCAUACUUGUCUCCAGCCGCCCAGCCCAUUUAUCCUUCGACCGUCAUGGUCGGGCAUUGA
This is a messenger RNA of Penicillium chermesinum, 357 nucleotides long. RefSeq names its product LSM14 family protein. The coding region runs from base 1 to 357 and encodes 118 amino acids. Gene Ontology annotation, cellular component: P-body. The record is from RefSeq and is a predicted model, not a curated record. Gene Ontology annotation, molecular function: mRNA binding. Gene Ontology annotation, biological process: cytoplasmic stress granule assembly; P-body assembly. The transcript has 2 exons. NCBI's taxonomy places the organism in Eukaryota, Fungi, Ascomycota, Eurotiomycetes, Eurotiales, Aspergillaceae.